UUUAUUUAUUCUGAAUGAGUAUUGAGAAAGUGUGAAUCUCAAGUCCAUUUCCAGUGACUGUGCCGUUUGUGAUGAAGGGAACUUGUAUUUCUCUUCUCAAAACCUGCAAAUCAUUGCGGCAGCUGAAGCAGAUUCACUCUCUCAUAUUCUCCAAUGGUCUCCAACAAGACAGAGACACCCUCAACAAGCUCAUGGCUGUUUCCAUUCAACACUUUCACUAUGCACUUUCAAUCUUCAAUCACACCCAACACCCAUCUUUGUUCACCUACAAUCUCUUCAUCAAAGCCUUCUUCAAAAGGGGCAGUUUCACCACAUCCCUUUCUCUUUUCUACCAACUAAGACAACACGGCCUCUGGCCUGAUAAUUACACCUACCCUUAUGUUUUAAAGGCCAUUGGGUGCACGGGAGACGCUGCUCAAGGGGAAAAGCUUCAUGCUUUUGUCAUCAAGACUGGUCUUGACUUUGAUGCUUAUGUUUGUAAUUCCUUGAUGGAAAUGUAUGCUCAAUUGGGUCGUCUUCCUUGUCUCCGACAACUGUUUGAGGAAAUGCCUCACAGAGAUAAUGUAUCUUGGAACAUCAUGAUUUCAGGUUCUGUUAGGUGUAUGAGAUUCCAGGAGGCUGUUGAAGUUUUUCAGCGGAUGCGGAUGGAAAGCAAUGAGAAGCCUAGUGAAGCUACUGUUGUGAGCACUCUAACCGCGUGUGCAGCGUUGAGGAAUGUGGAGGUUGGCAAGGAGAUUCAUAGUUAUAUUGAAAAGGAAUUGGAUUUUACAAUCAUAAUGGGGAACGCAUUGUUGGACAUGUAUUGUAAGUGUGGAUAUGUGAGAGUGGCCCGCGAGGUUUUUGAUGGGAUGGCCGAGAAGAAUGUGAAUUGUUGGACAAGUAUGGUAACUGGGUAUGUGAAUUGCGGUCAGUUGGAUCAAGCCAGAGAUUUGUUUGACAAGAGUCCAACAAGGGAUGUGGUUCUUUGGACGGCUAUGAUUAAUGGGUAUGUUCAGUUUAAAUGUUUUGACGAGGCAAUUGCAUUAUUUGGGGAGAUGCAAGUCAGAGGAGUGAAGCCUGACAAGUUCAUUGUGGUUGCUCUCCUUACAUGUUGUGCUCAGUUGGGAACUCUAGAGCAUGGCAGAUGGAUUCAUGAUUAUGUACUUGAAAACCAAAUCAUGGUGGAUGCUGUGGUUGGUACUUCCCUUAUUGAAAUGUACGCCAAAUGUGGUUGCAUAGAGAAAUCUUUGGAGGUUUUUAAUGGAUUAAAGGAAAAGGAUACUGCCUCGUGGACUUCGAUUAUUUGUGGACUGGCCAUGAAUGGUAAGACAAACAAAGCACUGGAGUUGUUUGAAGAAAUGAAAACAUUUGGGGCAAAACCUGAUGAUGUUACGUUUAUUGUUCUUUUGAAUGCGUGUAGUCAUGCAGGAUUGGUAGAAGAAGGACGCAAGUUAUUUCAUUCCAUGUCAUGUAUAUAUGGUAUUGAGCCAAAUUUAGAACACUAUGGCUGUUUCAUUGAUCUUCUUGGUCGAGCUGGACAGUUACAUGAGGCGGAGGAGUUGAUAAGGAAGUUGCCAGACCAAAAAAAUGAGAUAAUAGCUGCAAUUUAUGGGUCUUUGCUAAGUGCCUGCAGAACUUAUGGUAAUAUUGAUAUGGGUGAAAGGCUUGCUACAACACUGGCAAAAGUGAAAUCCACUGAUUCAAGUCUUCAUUCACUCCUUGCUAGCAUUUAUGCUUCUGCUGACAGAUGGGAAGAUGCGAGCAAGACGAGAAGUCAGAUGAAAGAUUUGCAUAUCAAAAAGGUGCCGGGAUGUAGUGCCAUUGAGGUGGAUGGUACUGGCAAUAGAGGAGGAGUUGAGGACCUUUCCCACUUCCAAAUCAAAAUUGGUCUGCCUACACGGGAUAGUUGCUCCACGUGUGGGGACCAUAAUGGGCUCUCAGAUUUGCCUGAUAUGAAAAGUUCUACUGAAAUCAUGGAGGUGUUUGGUGUGCAUCAUGAGGUGAGAAUAGUUUCAGCAUACCGAACUCCAGAAACAAUGUUCUCAUAUGCAUUGCCUGCUCAUGCGUGAGGUACACUUGUUUGUAGUUAUGCUGCUGGUGGUGGUGCACAGCUCACAUGCCUGUGCGUGGUUCUUCCGUAGAUGGACUUCAUUCACUCUUGUUGAUUGUUCAGGCGGUGUAUUAUCAGAGAGAAUAGAAGAUAAAAUACCAGGAGCCAUCAGGAUUUUGUGUGUUUUCAAUGUAAUGAAUUGCUUUGGCAAGGCAGUGAUGUAUUUCCUUUGUUCUAUGAUACGGGUGUAGCUUUGUGAAGAGUACCAGGGCUUGCAUUGCAGAACCAGUGCACUCAACAUACCUAUUAAUUUCACAACAAGGAACACAUAUGCAGCCAUCUUCUGCGAGCCAGAAGUAAUCCGGGAUUCGGGCUAAAUGAAGUUUGUAUGCCUCUGAGUUUGGGUCUUCAACCCAACGUGCUAUCAAACAUAAUACUUUCUCUACACUUCCAAUGCAAAGGUUCUUUGGGAGGAAAUAGAUGGAGUUUUGGACGAAGACACAGCUUUGGGGAGGAAACUGGAGCAUAUAUUCUAGUGCAGAGGCUACAUGUUUGAUUCUGAGCAGGGGACAGGGUCCUCAUCUAAAGGAAGGUUUGCCUCAAUGAAGUGAUCAAAAUGCGAAUAAUGUGAUGAUGACAAGGCGUGAUGUUUCAACAAGAACACAUUCUCACUUCAUUUAAGGUAUGGAAGGGCUAUGCGAAGUUGGUUGGACGAUGAUUACGAGCUUGGUGUAGUUUUCUAAGAUAGAUGCUGUACAUUCUGAAAACUAGUUUUUGAAAGAUAGUUUUGAAUACAAAUACUUGACUAUGUGGGAAUCCACCAAAUGAAAUUAUUUCAGUCUUAUAUUAAUGUAUAGUUAUUUAGAAUAGAAGUAAAUGUAUAGUAGACCUGAUGAUUAUAUAAGUAGCGAAUAAUUUCCUUUUUAUGUUGAGGCCCUAAAACCUGAUGAAGGGAUCCUGUAAUAUAGAGGGCCAUCACCUGCAUGGAUAGUAAAGGUUGUUAGUUAGUUAGAAAUAUGAAUGAAUGUGAAUAUGUA
Lathyrus oleraceus (garden pea) is the source of this 3066-nucleotide messenger RNA. Its product is annotated as pentatricopeptide repeat-containing protein At1g31430. Gene Ontology annotation, molecular function: protein binding; RNA binding. Bases 72 to 2048 code for a protein of 658 amino acids. The transcript has 7 exons. The record is from RefSeq and is a predicted model, not a curated record. Gene Ontology annotation, biological process: RNA modification. Lineage: Eukaryota; Viridiplantae; Streptophyta; Magnoliopsida; Fabales; Fabaceae.